AAACCAAAUAAAUUUAAGGAAGAAGGGGGAGAAGAGUAUGUGGUAGGCUGUGCCUUGCAUGACUGACACACAUGACGUGUUUCUUCUGCUCACUGUUCUAUGCUAAUACAACACCUUCCACUUUUCCUUCCUCUAACUUCUUCAUUCUUAACAACAACAACAAUGUUUUUUUCUCAACCCUUUAGUUCUUCUCCCACAUUCCCCCUUAGAUUUAGAUGCACCACCUUCAAACUCAACAAACCUUUCACCGUUGUUGCUUCUGAUCGCUUCCCUCCUUUUCUUCCCAACGAAAUCCACACCGUCAAAGACCCCUUUGCUCGAAAAUUCGCAAUGCGGAUUCAAAGAUUACCUGUUCCUGUUAGCUUUGCAGAAAAUUCCAUCAUGAGCAGUUGUGUGAAACCACUGGUGCAGAGCAAGGAACCUCCGAUCGUUCUUCUACAUGGUUUUGAUAGUUCAUGUUUAGAAUGGAGAUACGGAUAUCCAUUGCUUGAAGAAGCUGGUUUCGAGACUUGGGCGAUUGACAUUCUUGGUUGGGGUUUCUGUGAUUUAGCUAAUCUUCCUCCUUGUGACGUUGUAUCAAAGCGCAAUCACUUCUAUCAGUUUUGGAAGUCCUACAUCAGAAGGCCAAUGAUAUUGGUUGGACCAAGUCUUGGCUCCGCCGUUGCCAUUGACUUCACGGUCAAUUUUCCAGAAGCUGUAGAUAAACUUAUUUUGAUUGAUGCUAGUGUAUAUUCAAAGGGGACUGGAAACUUAGCAACUUUACCUAGAUCGGUAGCCUAUGCCGGAGUAUCUUUAUUGAAGAGCCUUCCAUUACGCUUAUAUGCCAAUUACUUGACCUUCACUAACAUGUCCUUACGCACCAUCCUUGACGGGACUAAUGUGGGCCGCUUGCAUUGCCUAUUGCCUUGGUGGGAUGAUGCUACCGUUGAUUUCAUGACUAGUGGUGGUUACAAUGUUUCUUCCCUAAUAAGAAAGGUAAAGCAGAAAACCCUGAUAAUAUGGGGUGAAAAUGACCGCAUCAUCAACAAUAAACUUGCAGUGCAACUACACUGUGAAUUACCUGAUGCAAUUCUACGCCAAAUACCCGACUGUGGACAUAUUCCUCAUUUGGAAAGACCAGAUUCUACAAUCAAAUUAAUUGUUGAAUUUAUUCAGACAGAGAACAAGAAAUUAAGUCAAUGUGUUUCACAAGUAAGGCAAGUAAGCAGUUAAUAUUUAGUCAAGCUGCAAGUGAUAGAGAGCUAAACAAGUUUUUCGAAUGCUCCUUCGCUAAUUAGAGUUUUAGACGAAGAUAUAAGCAAUGUAGCUGCUGCAGUGGCAUAAUAAGUUUUAGAGGAAGAAAGAAACAAUGUGUGUUGCAGUAGUUGCCUAAUAUUGUUAAGUAAAAAGCCUUUCUCAUAUUAUAUAUCGUUUAUUUUGUAAGUUAAUGUUUUAGUUGUUGGCUCAAAAAAUGUCAAAUGUAACUCUCCUUUGGAUGUUGAAUUAUGUUUUCAGUGAAUAAUGUUCUUCACUGUCAUC
Molecule: messenger RNA, 1518 nt
Organism: Cicer arietinum (chickpea)
Lineage: Eukaryota; Viridiplantae; Streptophyta; Magnoliopsida; Fabales; Fabaceae
Product: alpha/beta hydrolase domain-containing protein VTE7-like
Molecular function (GO): catalytic activity
Source: RefSeq, a predicted model, not a curated record